GCUGCGAUCAGAACGACAGCCCGGCCAUGAAGAAGGCCGUGUCCCUGCUGUCCCUCACCACCCCCAACAGCAACCGCAAGCGCCGGCGUCUCAGGGACACGCUGGCUCAGCUCACCAAGGAGACGGAGAUCUCUCCCUUCCCCCCCCCACGCAAGAGACCCUCAGCAGAGCACUCCCUGCCCAUGGGCUCUCUGCUGGACAUCUCCAACACCCCCGACACCUGCAAGGCAUUGGCAGAGAGCUUAAAGCCUUCCAAGAGUUCCACUCCGGUUGUUUCCAAGCAGUCAGCCAGGUGGCAGGUCUCCAAGGAGCUCUACCAGACUGAGAGCAACUAUGUGGAGAUUUUAAACACCAUCCUACAGCUUUUCAAGAUUCCAUUGGAAAAAGAGGAGCAGGUGGGCGGACCCAUCCUGGCUCAGGAGGAAAUGAAGACGAUAUUUGGCAGCAUCCCAGAAAUCCACGAUGUUCACACUAGAAUAAAGGGUGACCUGGAAGAUCUGCUGACAGACUGGUCAGAUGACAAGAGUGUAGGAGACAUCAUUCUCAAAUAUGUGAGUAUUAACAGCUUCCCUGAAGAUCAACAGCCUUCAACUCCUGAAGACGAUUCUCCAUCCCAUUCAGUGAUAAUGGAGGCAGAUGAAAUAGAGCUGACCAAAGAUGAGCUCCGGACUUGGAUUAAACAAAUGGUUAAGCAGGACAAGCUGAUCGAGUCCGAUGUGCUGCAGAAAUGCACCCUAAUUCAAGCCAUGGUGGAUCGGAAAAUACAACGGGCUUCCGAACUCGUGAAGCUCUGCGAGUCUGUGGAGGCAUGUGAAGCCGUUGUGAGGAAGCAAUACGCCUUGCUGGGGUGGGAUUACAGAGACACUGACUCUGAGGACGAUGACGCAACAAGCUGUGAAUCAACGCUGGAGAGCACUGCAACACUUUCUAAAUCCAAAAAACCCUCAAUCAGGAAAGAGCUAGUGGUGGUCUUGACCAGACUUUCGGAAAAUCAGAUAAAAAUGUUUUGUCCUCCGACGCCUCUGGAUGACCUGAGUGAAAAUGAAUCUUCCGACAACUCGGAUUGUGAUGAGUUGUGGGACCCAAAACAGAGGUCCGAUGAUUCUGAUUCCGAUUCUUCCGUCUCGAGUAGCAAACCUGCUUCAAAAAGGAGAAGAAAAGGAGAUAACAACCAAAAAUGUUUUCAAAGUGAAAUAAAAUCACAACAUGGCAGAAUUACCGCAGCUACGAGCAACGAAGUAAAGACACCCCAAGCAAGUGCCAAUACUGACGCUAAGAGUGCAGUAAUGAAUACACCAACACGACCAGCAAAAGCCGAAGGAGCAAGCCUAGAACAGAAAGUAAGUGUUCCUUGCCAAAAGUCUGACACAGUUACCGAGACUGCUCCCAGCGCGCCACUAGGAGCAAUCAAGGUUACAAUGAGUGUCCUGGCGAGAAGGAAGGCCAUGAGCUGGCGUCGGGGAAUAAUCGUCGAGAUGAUGGAAAGGGAAGAUGGACGGAUGAAAUAUAAGAUCCAAUUUGAGAGCAAGGGGAAGAGCCUCGUCUCCGGCCACCACAUCGCCUUUGACUACAUGCCGAAAGUGGAAAGUCUGUUGGUCGGCAGUCGUGUUGUGGUCAAACAUCAGACUGAAGAGGGCCAGUUCUGCCCGGGGACCCUGGCAGAGCUCCCAAGCAGGAAAAACCGCAUGAGGUUCCUGGUCUUUAUGGAUGAUCACACGCCGCUCUAUGUGAACCUACCUAGCCUUCACCUGGUGUGCAGACCAUGUAAGUUUGUCUCAUUCAUUCACAUCAACAGAUUUCAAGAUUAGCACAAGUUGCUCUGAUCAGAGUCCAGUCUGAGAGCUGUUUGCUGCCUCAAAAAUGUGUUUCGCUCUAUUCAAGUGUACCGGUAAUCACCUGGGGCCUCAUUUAUAAAGCCUUGCGUAGGAUUGACGUGGGAAGGUUGCUUACGUAGGACAAAGCAAAUAAAUACGCACCGACACUUCCCGAUUCAUAAAAGACUGCGUACCG
This is a messenger RNA of Notothenia coriiceps (black rockcod), 2010 nucleotides long. Its product is annotated as histone-lysine N-methyltransferase SETDB1-B-like. Gene Ontology annotation, biological process: regulation of cytokinesis, actomyosin contractile ring assembly; activation of GTPase activity; mitotic cytokinesis. The transcript is spliced from 11 exons. NCBI's taxonomy places the organism in Eukaryota, Metazoa, Chordata, Actinopteri, Perciformes, Nototheniidae. Gene Ontology annotation, cellular component: cell cortex; nucleus. The record is from RefSeq and is a predicted model, not a curated record. The coding region runs from base 27 to 1808 and encodes 593 amino acids. Gene Ontology annotation, molecular function: GTPase activator activity; guanyl-nucleotide exchange factor activity.